AUGCGUCGGGAGGGCAAUGCCCCCCGCCCAGGGCGGUGCGGAGGCGGGGCCACGGGGCGGGACAGCUCCGCCCUGUCACGUGCCCGUCACGUCUGCAUCCCGGAGCGCGCCGGGCAGCAGCUGCGGCUGGAGGACGAGCCCAUGGCGGCGGCGAUGACGACCGCAGUGACUGCGGGGGCGGGGGCGGGGGUGGCGGGGGCCGAGGCGGCCGAAGGGCCCCUGGGGGCGGCAGCGGCGCUGGAGCUGUGGCUCAAUAAAGCCACAGACCCAAGCAUGUUGGAACAGGAUUGGUCAGCUAUCCAGAAUUUCUGUGACCAGGUGAACACUGAUCCCAAUGGCCCAACCCAAGCACCCUGGCUCCUGGCCCACAAGAUCCAGUCUCCACAGGAGAAAGAAGCUCUUUAUGCCUUAACGGUGAGUUCAGCGUGCCGCUUAGCCUAA
This is a messenger RNA of Manis javanica (Malayan pangolin), 441 nucleotides long. Lineage: Eukaryota; Metazoa; Chordata; Mammalia; Pholidota; Manidae. The record is from RefSeq and is a predicted model, not a curated record.